Sorghum bicolor (sorghum) is the source of this 1320-nucleotide messenger RNA. RefSeq names its product vacuolar protein-sorting-associated protein 37 homolog 1. Gene Ontology annotation, biological process: protein targeting to membrane; ubiquitin-dependent protein catabolic process via the multivesicular body sorting pathway; protein targeting to vacuole. The transcript has 8 exons. The coding region runs from base 325 to 1026 and encodes 233 amino acids. The record is from RefSeq and is a predicted model, not a curated record. Lineage: Eukaryota; Viridiplantae; Streptophyta; Magnoliopsida; Poales; Poaceae. Gene Ontology annotation, cellular component: ESCRT I complex.
UAGACGAAAAGGAUACCUGAGGCAGAAGCCUUAAGGCAGAAGCAAAUAUAAACCGUGUAGACUCGACCCUUGGCUCGCCGCCGGAACACGUCUCUCCCGCGGCCGAUCCUCUCCAUCCGCUCGCCGCGCCGCAAUCCGGAGAGGAGACUGCGCUCGGUCGAGCACCACCUGAGGCCCAGCGUCCUCGCGAGUCGCGACCAGCUCCGGCGCGGCGUCCGCUCUCUGCAGCCCCGGUGUCCCCGCGACCGUCGCUGCUGUCCUACUAAGCCACGUGCCACCUUGGCCGGCGACGAGCACCACCAGGACACCAGAUUUCUCUGUACGAUGAGCUGGAGAUUUCCUCUUUUCGGCAGCUCUCAGCAGCAGCAAACAGAUCCAAAUUUCCAGGACAUCCCUACGCAGUCUUGGUACCCUCCCUCUGUGGUAGGUUCAUCUUCACGCCCAUCCACCCCUACCUCUUCUAGUGGUAGUCCACAUCAACGAGCUUCAGAUAAUCCACAGUCUUCAUCCCGUGGGCAACCAUCUCCUGCUGAGGCUGCAGGGAUAAUUGCCCGUUUGAAGGAUAAGAGUAUUGAGGAGUUACAGAGGAUAUUGAAAGACAAAGAGGCAUAUAAUGCAUUCUUUAACUCACUUGAUCAAGUGAAAACCCAGAACAAUGUGCGAGAUGAGCUUAGAAAGGAGACAUUGCAACUUGCAAGGGAAAAUUUAGAAAAGGAGCAGCGGAUUUUGGAGCUUAGGAAUCAGUGCACAAUAAUUAGAACCACAGAACUGGCUGCUGCUCAAGACCAGCUAACUGAUUUGGAGAGGCAAAAGGAUGAUAUUAUGCGGUCCUAUUCCCCUGCCGCACUGCUCGACAAGCUCCAAACAUCAAUGGCAAAGCUGGACGAGGAGUCUGAGGAGUUGCACCAGAAGUUCCUGGAGAAAGACAUCGACCUUGCAACCUUUGUGCAGAAGUACAAGAAGCUCCGCACGGCUUACCACAAGCAGGCGUUGCUCCAUCUAGCUGGCCAGACAUCACUACGCUGACAUCCGGCCCGGCGUCGUGUCAAACUUUGUUGUAUUCCGGCUCGCCUGUUCUUGUUCUACAUACACUCUGCUUGGCCAUGUUUUAUGAGCACAGCGUAUUGUGUAGGGCUUUGCCAAACAUCAGCGGAGAUCGCAUGUAUAGUUAUACUAUGCCUUGCAAAAACGUCUUGCCUACUCUGCCCUGGUAUAGUGGUUGUUUACCUGCCGAGUGACCAAGUUGGAUUUAUUUGCGGUAACUAGACACUUAGCCUGAUUUGUUCAUUGAUAAUAAAGAUUUGGUAUGCUUGAUGUUUC